Molecule: messenger RNA, 11543 nt
Organism: Passer domesticus (house sparrow)
Lineage: Eukaryota; Metazoa; Chordata; Aves; Passeriformes; Passeridae
Gene: AGAP1
Product: ArfGAP with GTPase domain, ankyrin repeat and PH domain 1
Exons: 20
Coding region: 440-3943 (1167 amino acids)
Biological process (GO): activation of GTPase activity
Molecular function (GO): GTPase activator activity; protein binding; GTPase activity
Source: RefSeq, a predicted model, not a curated record
CGCUUAGCGGGCGGAGAGGGCAGGGCAGAGCCGGCCGGGCCCGCGGCCGCGCGGGGAACAAUGAGGCGGGAAGCGGCUGCCGCGGCUCGCGUGCCGUGAGGAGCGGAGCCGCGCUCCGGGAGGACGAGGAUGCGUGCGUGGAUGUGAGCCGUCCCUCGCCGCCUCGCCGGGUGCCGCUGCCAUGGACGCCGGCCGCCGGCGGGGAGCGCAGCCGGAGCCCAGCCUGACCCCGCCGCAGAGCGGGGUGUGACACCGGAGCGUUUUUUAUUUUUUAAUUACUAUUUAUUUAUUUCAUUAUUUUUUAAAAACCGUGUUGCAGUGGAUUGUGGCUCUGCGUUUCCAGCCGCCCGCGUCUCUCCAUUCAUCCAUCCAUCCAUCCAUUCAUCCGUCGGUCCAUCUGGGCGCCGAUGCCCGCCGCUGCCUGAAGGGCAGAGCCAUCAUGUACCUCCUGGACAGCAGCGAGCCGCCGGCCGCCGCCUCCUCGCCCGAGAGGAUGCAGCGGGGCACCCCGCAGAGGAAGACGGUGUACCGCAUCUCCGUGACCAUGGUGAAGAAGGAGCUGCUGGGGCCGGAGAGCGGCCGCGCCGGCCCCGAGCUGCCCCGGCGCGGGCGGAGCCGCCCGCCGGGCUCCUCCAGCCUCACCAGGGCCGGGCUGCUGCUGCUGGAGGAGGAGGAGGGCGAGGAGGAAGGCGAGGAGCGGGACAGGGUCCCCAGCCCCUGCGGCUUCCGCACCUUCCGGACGCUGAGCACGGGGCAGCUGGAGCUGGGCCGCCUCAAGGUGCCCCGGAGAGCGGGGCCGCCCCUGCCCGGGGCGCCGCGGGGCAGCGCCGGGCCCGGAGAAGCCGCGGCUGCCGCCGCAUCCCCGCCCGGCGAGGAGGGGGACAAGGCCGGGGAGGCGGCCCCGGGGGAGCGGGGCCACAGCCCGCGGCGGCAGUCGGGGCUGCUGCGGCGCAGCUUCAGCUUCAGGCACUGGAGCGGCGGCGGCGCGGAGCCGGGCCGGGUGCGGCGGCACAGCAGCUCCGGCUGCCUGCCCGGGCCGCCGCCGCCCUCGCCGCCCGCCGCGCUGCCCGCCGAGCCCCCCGAGAAGCGCAACACGCUGGACGUGGGCGAGGUGCUGAGCCAGGCGGAGCCGCUGUCGCGGCUGGAGCGCUGGGAGCGCAGCAAGAGCAAGAACCGGACCCUGGAUAACAGCGACCUGCAGCGGCUCUCGGAGCGGCUGGGCCGGGAGGGCCCCGCCGCCGGCGCCGAGCACCGGCUCCUGCGCUUCUUCAGCGGCAUCUUCGCCCGCAGGGACGGCCCCGCCGCCCUCUUUGGCAGCCCCCACGGGCGCUCCCCCCGCAGCAGCUUCUCCAGGUCCAGGGCUUACUUUAGCAGCCUCAGGAGAGCCGCCGUGGACAUGCAGUCCAGCUCCGAGAGCAUCAACGGGUCCCCCCAGAAAGAUGCCUUUGUAAACAGCCAGGAAUGGACACUGAGCCGAUCUGUACCCGAGCUGAAAGUGGGGAUCGUGGGUAACCUGGCCAGUGGGAAGUCGGCGCUGGUGCACCGCUACCUGACCGGCACCUAUGUCCAGGAGGAAUCCCCUGAAGAUAUGGAUGCAGGUGGGAGAUUCAAGAAGGAGAUAGUGGUUGAUGGACAGAGCUACCUGCUGCUGAUCAGAGAUGAAGGAGGCCCUCCAGAGGCACAGUUUGCCAUGUGGGUGGAUGCUGUUAUCUUUGUGUUCAGCUUGGAGGAUGAAGUCAGCUUCCAGACUGUUUACCACUACUACAGCCGCAUGGCCAACUAUCGCAACACUAGUGAAAUCCCCAUGGUCCUGGUGGGCACCCAGGAUGCCAUCAGCUCCACCAACCCCCGCGUCAUCGACGAUGCCAGAGCCAAGAAGUUGUCCAACGACCUCAAGAGAUGCACUUACUACGAGACCUGCGCGACCUACGGGCUCAACGUGGAGAGAGUCUUCCAUGACGUUGCCCAGAAGAUUGUUUCAACCAAGAAGAAGCAGCAGCUCUCAAUCGGACCCUGCAAAUCUCUACCCAACUCUCCGAGCCACUCCUCCGUGUGUUCUGCCCAGGUUUCUGCCGUACAUAUCAGCCAGACCAGUAAUGGAGGAGGGAGUUUAAGUGAUUAUUCCUCCUCUGUCCCAUCAACUCCAAGCACCAGCCAGAAGGAGCUGCGGAUUGAUGUUCCUCCCACUGCCAACACACCAACUCCUGUCCGUAAACAGUCCAAGCGCCGAUCCAACCUCUUCACGUCUCGGAAAGGGAGUGACCCAGACAAAGAGAAGAAGGUCCUGGAGAGCAGAACAGACAGCAUUGGAAGCGGCCGUGCAAUCCCAAUUAAACAGGGGAUGCUGCUGAAGCGGAGUGGCAAGUCCCUGAACAAGGAGUGGAAGAAGAAGUACGUGACACUGUGUGACAACGGCGUGCUGACCUACCACCCCAGCCUGCACGAUUACAUGCAGAACGUUCACGGCAAGGAGAUCGACUUGCUCAGAACCACUGUGAAGGUCCCUGGGAAGAGGCCACCCCGAGCCACAUCAGCCUGUGCCCCCAUCUCCAGCCCCAAAACCAACGGCCUCUCCAAAGACAUGAGCAGUUUACACAUCUCGCCAAAUUCAGGGAACGUGACUACUAGCACAUCUGUGUCUCAGAUGGCCAGUGGGAUCAGUCUGGUGUCCUUCAACAGCCGCCCGGACGGUAUGCACCAGCGCUCCUACUCGGUCUCCAGUGCAGAUCAGUGGAGCGAGGCCACAGUCAUUGCCAACUCUGGCAUUAGCAGUGACACGGGCCUGGGAGAUUCCGUGUGCUCCAGCCCCAGCAUUUCCAGCACCACCAGCCCCAAGCUGGACCCCCCUCCUUCCCCCCACGCCAACAGAAAGAAGCACCGCCGGAAGAAAAGCACAAGCAACUUCAAGGCUGAUGGCAUCUCGGGCACGGCUGAGGCCAAACGCAAAGCUUGGAAACUAAACCGUGUUGGUAGCCUGCGAAAUAUUUACAGCAGCAGCAGCACCAACACCGAAGAGCAAGAAGAGAACUUUGAGUUUAUCAUUGUCUCUCUCACGGGCCAGACUUGGCACUUUGAAGCAACCACCUACGAAGAGAGGGACGCGUGGGUCCAAGCCAUAGAGAGCCAGAUCCUGGCCAGUUUACAGUCCUGUGAGAGCAGCAAGAACAAGUCGCGCCUGACGAGCCAGAACGAGGCCAUGGCGCUGCAGUCCAUCAGGAACAUCAGAGGCAAUGCCCACUGCGUGGACUGCGAGGCACAGAACCCCGACUGGGCCAGCCUCAACCUGGGAGCCCUCAUCUGCAUUGAAUGCUCAGGUAUCCACCGCAACCUCGGCACGCACCUGUCCCGGGUGCGCUCCCUGGACCUGGAUGACUGGCCCAUCGAGCUCAUCAAGGUCAUGUCAGCCAUUGGCAACGAGCUGGCCAACAGUGUGUGGGAGGAGAACAGCCAAGGCCACGUGAAGCCUUGCCCAGACUCCACCAGGGAAGAAAAAGAGCUCUGGAUACGCGCCAAGUACGAGCAGAAGCUCUUCCUCGCCCCGCUGCAGUGCCUGGAGCUCUCUCUGGGCCAGCAUCUGCUGCGGGCCACGGCCGAGGAGGACUUGCGGGCGGUGAUCCUGCUGCUGGCCCACGGCACCCGCGAGGAGGUGAACGAGACCUGUGGCGACGGCGACGGGCGCACGGCGCUGCACCUGGCCUGCCGCAAGGGCAACGUGGUGCUGCUGCAGCUCCUCAUCUGGUACGGCGUGGACGUGAUGGCGCGCGACGCCCACGGGAACACGGCGCUGGCCUACGCCCGCCAGGCCUCCAGCCAGGAGUGCAUCGACGUGCUGCUGCAGUACGGCUGCCCCGACGAGCGCUUCGCCCUCAUGGCCACCCCGAACCUGUCCAGGAAGAACAACAACCGCAACAACAGCGGCGGGAGGAUGCCCACCAUCAUCUGAGGGGAGCUCGGUGGCGCCUUCGCUGAGCCGAGCCGCAUCCGCAGCCUCACAUUCCUCCAUGCCCAUCGCAGCUCCGCUCUGUGAGUCCGGUACCUCUCCUUCUCCCUCUUCCCUUCGGCCCAUCCCGAGCGCCAGGCGGAGCGUGGGGGGCCGAGGAGGAGCGCGGGGGCUGCGGGCAGGCCGUUGUUUUGGGGGACGGGCCGCGCGUGGCGCCGGCACCGGCACCGCCCGGGGGACACGCGGCACCGCCGGGGCAGAGGCGAGCCGGAGCAGAAGGAAGGAAGGAAAGGAAAGGAAGGAAGGAGAGACGGUGACUUUCCCUAAGUGACAGUGAAGCACAUCAGAACAUUUCACCUCUACGGAACGCGGCGACGCCUGGAUUUCCAUUCUCUUCUCCUGAAGAGCUUGACGGCAUAAAUCAGAAGCAAGCACAGAGUUUGUCAGGUUUGAAGCUCCUAUGAUGGUAUGUGUCAAAUCAGUUGUAGCUAAUCUGUCCGGGGAGAAUACUGGCUUCAUUACACUUGUAUAGUUGAGUUCUUCCAGCAUUACUGCUGUUUAAUAGAACAUGAUUAGUCAUCACGGAGAAAAAAGCAUAUUAGCUGAGGAGGUAGUUACAUGGCACGCUUCGGUGAUUGCUUGGAUGUGAUUGCAAUAUUCUUAGAAGCAUCAUAUUAUCUCAGACAUGUUCUUUCGAGCCCUUGGAGCCCUCCUUUCUAAAUUCACUGUCAUAAUUUAGUAUCUGUUUAAUUUUUCAGUCCAAAGAGAGGAAAUGAGUUGCUGAGUGUUAUUUGACUGCAGUCUCCUUGGUGUAAAAACAAAAUGGAAAAAAUAAAUAAGAGUAAGCCUGAAACACAAAAAGGAAUAAUGAAUACCGCUAUGGAAAACAACAUUUCAAGUACGUUUGGUGAAAUUAAUAAAUGCAUUAAAGGCUAAUUUUUUUUUUUGUUACGUUUUCAGCCAGCAGAAAUAGGUUCUGUCAUUUUGCCAAGGUAAAUUGUGUUGAGUUUUUGGUCACUCCUGUGAUGCAUUGCCUAACUUAUACAGAUUUUUGUAUUGUGUCUCUAGAUUCUAUGUAUUUAAAAUCUAUUUGAAUAAAAAAAAAGACCGUAAAUAUACAUUGAUUUUUUUUUUUUUGUACAGAAAAUGACAUCUCUGUUAAUUUAUAAACUGUAAUGGAUGUGAACUAAAUAAUGUGCAACUAGUUAGGAUCUGUGGGUUACAGAUCAUUAUUGUACAUCGAUAAUAUUCCCAGCAGUGAACUCUUCUUUCCAAAGCCUGUGAGGAACAACAUAUCAGAAGGAGAUCAGGGAGAAAAAAAAAAAAAAGAAAAAGCAUGUGAGACCUUUUAGAAAGGAGAAAAGAGGCUGUUCCUCAGCGCUGUAAAUAUAUUUUACUCCAGAAGUCAGGAAGCUUUCACAAGCCAAGACAAAAAGCCCCAUUCUGGCUGGGGGAAGAUCAGAUUUGAUUAAGUUCAGAAUUGAUAGCCUUCACCGCGCGGGCAGGGCACGGCUGCGCUCCCUCCCAGCCCCGCUGCUUUCCGCAAGAAAAAUGGCUUGUGCAAGUGGCCUGGACAGUUCAUUUCAAUUCCAAGUUUUAAUACUUGGUUGCGUUAUUUUGGUCUUGCAUCCCAGCUUCUCCUGCUUCACACUAGCAGGAUUCUGGCGUGGGGAAGCAGAGGUUUUGGCAGGCAGAAAAGUGAUUUUUUUUUCAAUUUUCUUUUUUCUUCAGAAGUGGCAUAUGGCAAUGUGGGGAUGGGGGCAUGGUUUAUCAUGGAGAAAGUUGAAAACUCAACUGAAUUUGAUGGCAAAGGAGCAAUUAUGUGAAGGCAGUGAGGUGCACACAGCAAUUUGCAGAUCUACCUGCUCCUGUGUAUUUCCCAGGCCUUUGGUGGUGCUCUUCCUUGGGGCUCUGGGUUUCACUCAGCACACAAAUGGGAGGAGCAGUUGCUAAAUAAACUGAGUGUGGACAAAAUGCAAAGGAAGAAAUGCCAUGUGGUUAUCUUAAGGAAAGCCAAAAAAAAAGAAAAAUUAUGGAUUUGAGGCAAAAUUGUGGUCGAAAAACGAGCCUCCAGGUGGAAGCACAGGAAUAUUGACCAGCUUCUCCUCUUUGGUGGUGUUGUCCUUUUGUACUUUGUUGUUUUCUAGGCCUUUGGGUAUCAGGGGGAGGGAAUUGUUCUCCAGCCAGCCUAGGCUGACUGCUCCAGACACAGCUGAUUCCCUUCCCACUGGGAUACUGCUAAAUAUUUGAUUUUUUAUUUUUAAUUCAGAAAAGGUGUCUGUUUGAACUGCCAUUUCUCCACCAUUCCUGACAUUUGGUACUUACAGGUGGUCCCUCAGGGAGGGGACAGCCCAGCUGAUGUGCAGCUGAAGGGGAUGCUGUGAAACCCCCUCUGUGUGCUGGUGCUCAGGAGCUUUGCCACAGCAGGGAUUUGGGAAUGGCCAUCCCAGAGGUGCUAGAGCUGCCUCCUGUUCCCCCCAGGAGCAUCCAGGGCAUUUCUAUCCCAAAAACCAAGUCCAGUGUUUCAAACCCAGGGUGGGCAUGGUUCAAAGUGCACAUUCCAUUUCAGAGCUGGGUUUUUUUCCUAAUUGAGAUAAUUUUCUGUACAUGGUUUAAUGCUCUCUUUGGGCCACCUUCCUCUGACAAGGCUGGGUUUGAGAAACAAGGGCAACCUGGCAGAUUGCAGGUAGACAAAUUUCGUGGUCCUUUCCUAAAAAUCUUCUGAGGGCAACCCUUGAAAAAGCACUGAAUAUUUUUAGGAGAGGAAAUUCCAGUAUAUUACAGGGAAAAUUAUGCAUCCAGGCAAGCCAAGUGAUGCUUUAAUUAAGUGGUAGCACAUUGCUUUUAACCUAAACGUGGUUUUCCCCUAAGUGUUGGCAGAACUGUGUUAAAGUGUGAGUGUGGGGGUCUGUGAGGAGGAUUCCCAGCCAUGGCAGAGAUCCCUUGGAAGGUCAAGAGAUCCCAGAAUAUCCUGAGCUGGAAGGGACCUGCCAGGUGAGGUCACCCAGGGUGGGGGACAGGGGGAAAGGCAGGGGGUGGGGUAAGCUCUCCUUGGCUGGAUCCUGGUGGGGCUUGGCUUGGAGAGGCUUUCCAGGAGAUGUGUAUUUGCACUUUGCAGAGGCUGCUCUUGCAGCCAUCCAGGUGCAGAAUCAGGCAACGUCUCCUGGCACUUGGAGAUCCCACGGGAAUCGUGGUUCAUGUUGCUUCCACUCCAUUCUCCCACACCUUUCCCGCUCCUUAGCUCGUGUUUAGCCACUCUUUGCUUUUUUGGAACCCUUUUGCCAGGCUGUUCACACCCUUUGAGCAUGUUGGGAACAAAACAAGCCCUAGCUGUGACCCAGUCCAUGAGAAACCCCAGCAGAAGCCCGGCAGCCAAAGCUGUUUUCUCUGGAAGCAGAGUCUGUGGCAGUGGUUGGCAUUGCACCCCACUUAACCCUCCCCCUCAUCCCAGGAACCUUGAAAUCCCCCUUCCUCUGCACUUUAUCCAUGACUAAAACACCAGGAGCAGGUCAGCCACUGGUGUUUCCUUGUUUCCAUUGGUGUUUCCAUAGUUCCUCCUCUCUUUGGCUGAUUGCUGUGGAAUUCAGUCGGAUGUGUCACAGCUGAACCUGAACAUUGCCAGGACAAUUCACUUUUCCUUGCUGUUCAUGAAAAAAAAAGACCCAACCUUGGGAAAAUUCAGGGUCCUGCCCUGAAUGCAGAUAUUUGAUCAAGGGCUCCCAUUACCAGAUUUCCAAUUUUGGUGGUAAAAAAAGGAGCAGGGAAAAAAGGAAAGCUUGGAGAACCUCGGUGCUGCUCGGAAAGCCGGGUGAGCUCCUGGAAGGUGGAGAGGAUUUUGAAGCCUUUGGGUGCAGUGUAAAAUAACUGUGUACACAUUAGCAUUGUUUAAUUCCCUGUCUUGUCCCCCUUCCCUUAAAUUAUGUGUGUUAGUGCAAGAAAAAGAAGAAGCUUUAGCUGCACUUGGAGAUUUCCCUGGGCCAGAGAAGGCCGAGUCACGUAGGGAGAGGAGUCGAGGUGGGAACACAGAUCCGGGUUUGGAAGUGAUCUCCGGCACUGUAAUGUAGAAUAAUUAGAUUAUAUGGGGUUGGAAUAGCUUCAGCUUUUAUAUUUGUAUGGAGAUCGGGAGAAAUGAAGUAAUUUGUAGUUUCUAGUAUAAAGUAGUGGUAGUGGAGACAAGCACAGAUUUCACAAGGGGGUCCCCAAGGGACCCUUCCCAAACGUCUCGGGGAGCCGCCUUUGCACCUUAACAGGGAUGGUUUUUGGGGUUUGUUGUUGGUGAAAUGGUCAUUUCAUGUUUGGUUACGUGGUUGUUGUCAGAGGGGGGACUCCAGGGGAGCGUUGGGGACCAAACUUUGGGGCAGCUUGGCUGGAGAGGAGACAACUUGCCCAUCCUCAUCUCACCGUCAGGCAUCCUCCUUCCCCCUCCUGGGGCUGCUACAGCGACCCUAUCCUUAGGUGGGAUCUCUGCCUGUGGAUCCUCAGUUCCACACCUUCCAUUCUUGAGGGUUUGUGGGUAAAAUUUACUGCAUAGAAAACCCAGGUUUGGACGUUCUGGUGUUUGCUGCACAACAGGAAAAGAAACAAAACCCCUCCGGAGUAAAGUUCUUUUCAAGGUAGAAAAGAAACACUGAACUACCCCAAAUUAAGAGGUUCUGCAAGGAGUUUUGAGUUCCAAGCUACCAAAAAAAGAAGGUUGGCUUGAAUGGUUUUAUUGGAAAAUAAUAAUAGAGCUCAUAGAGCAAAACAUCCAGAGCUGUAGAUGGGUGAAUUUGUUGGUUUAGGGUAUUUGUAGGUUUUGCUUUGUUGUUUAGCAUGGGCCAGUUUUUACAGUAAAUACUGGGACAGUUUACCUUGAGUUGACUGAGUCUGUCCCACGCUUUAAAGGGAGGUUUGAGGGCUUUUGGCCAGGAUUGUCAGGAGCUGUGAAUAGUUCACGUUUAGAGAGGGGAAUUGCAUGAUUUCUGAAAAGUAAGAGGUGGGUUUGGGGUUUUUUUUAGGGCCAUCUUCAGCCCCAAAUCGCCAAGCAUGUUUCUGGCCCCAUGUUUCAUUUCAGGGUGACAGCAAGAUGUGGGUGAAUGAGCUCCCAUCGUUGACUACCAUGUUCAGGGGGGAGAACUUUUGCUUGUGGGUGGAUAAAAUAAAGCUGUCUUUGUGCAUUUCAGCAGUUUUAAGCUCUUCAUCUCCCCGUGCCUGCCUGUGUCCCAAACCCCCGUGGCACACUGGGUUCUGUUGGCAGGCACAGCCUCAGCUUCCCCUCAGCCAUGGAUUUCCUGGAUGUGGUUUUUUUUAGCUUCCAGUGCUAAGGACUGGCUGUUUUGCAGUGCUUCAGAGCUACUCAUUGUUACAUCUGUGUGUUCUGUACAGAAUGUGGAGGGGGGUGGGUGGGGGACACCUCAGAGGUCUCGUGGCAUGCCUUGGGAACAGUGGCCACCUUGCUUGCUGGCAGUGAAUGCACCCUGCUCUCCCCCUCUUUCCAGAGCUGAUCCAUGUGGGUUUUUUGUUGUUCCUGAGAGCUGAAGUACCUGAAAACACUUCCCUGGUCCUCAGGAAUUGCAGGGUACAAGGAGGAAAACCCCUCACAGAGACAGCCCAGCCACAUCUCUGUGCUGAAGGCAAACCCCAAACUCCUCCCGCAGGACCCAAGAAGGGUUUUGGUGCUGAAUGUGGCAUUUUUUAGCACCUGCAUCCCAAAAAGCAGGGGUUGAGCUGAGUUGAAGUAGUAGGUGAAGUGCAGCCAGGGUGUCCUGAGCCCUCAGGUGUCACCUGGGGCUCACUCUGCACGUGCUGUGUGUGCUGGAGCCUGCUCCUCUCCCUGCUGUCAGGGACUGUGGGAGUGCCCUGAUCACCAUCGGGAGCUGGAGCCAGCCUCUGGCUGGGAGCUUCCCAGCUGGAGUCAGACCAGCCACUUCCAGGGUGGGGGACACUGGCUCCAGGGGUGGAGAGGUGCAGGGAGAUGAGGUCCAGGCUUGCUGCAGCCUCAGAGGUUUUCCAAAAAUCCAGCUCCUCCAGGCAGCAGCACUCAGCUUGAGAAACCUUGGCCUCCACGGCUGGAGGGGAGACAUCCCUCCCUUGCUGGAGAGGGGAAAUCCCACCUCGCCAGCCCUGCGGGUGGGAGGCUCCAGGGAAGGAGAUUCUGAAGGUGGAAAGGACAGAGUCUUGCAUUUCAGAGGCUCUAUUUAAUAUCAGUUUGCUUGAGACUCAUCUUUCUGGCUGAUCCUGGGUGUGGGACCAGUGAGCUGCCAGGGAUUCAGUGGCCCUUGGGGUCCUGCUGCUUUUUGGGGAGAUGUUUCCCGGUGAGAUGUUCCUAAGAGCUGUCUCCAGCCGGGUUCUCCCCCAAGGGCAGCUCCCCAUCCCUCCCUCCAUGUGUUCCUGGCCACGACUGGCUGCAGAAUUUUGCUGUGGGGGUGCCCAAACUUGGGGUGCUGCAGGCUGGGAGCAGCUGGGCCAGCGUUGCUGACACCAUCUCCACCCUGGCUUCGGUUUCUUGUCCUUCCAGGGGCAAUCCACAGGGAGAGGGCAGGGAGGAGCUGUGGGCAGGGCCAUGGCAGGGUGUGCAGGGACAAUGGGAGCAUCUCUCACUUCCCACCCCUUCAAUUCCUUGGAAGUGCUGUUGAAACCCCCCCAGUGUUUUCUCCUGGGGUAACCAGGGACUCAGCUGGAUUCUCACGGAAUCUGCUGAGAAGAGGAGGGUGUAGCCUUGCUCUGAGAGCACACAGCUCCCUGCCAGUCCCAGGUGUCCAGGGUUUGUCACUGUCAGGGGCAGCUUUCAGUGGUGGGCUGCCUGUGGGUGCACAGACCGAGGGGCACGUGGGGCAGGGGUGUCUCCUGAAGCCCCAGGCACUCGUUCUGUGAUGUUCUCCACCCUUGGAACAGCCCAGAGCUCGGAUCUGCAGCUCCUGCUGCCUUAAAACCCCCUGGCUUCAGCAGGGUUUGAGCAUAUCCCAAAAGCUUGGCCCCAGCCUGCAAGGGCUGGGUUUUGUGUUCAGCCCCCAAAUCUUCCAGGUCUUUCUGCUUUGUGGUGUUUGUCUUUCCAGUGGAGUAGGGAGGGAGCCCAGGUGAGCAGGGGACACCUGCCUGGGGCAGGGGCAGGAGAUACCUAGCACAUGGCAGGCUUCAUAGCAAGUUUUGGGUUGUUGGGGUUUGGUUUUUUUUUUGUUUGUUUGUUUUCUGUUUCUGUAAAUAAUAAUGUAUAAAUGAUGAUGCGACAGUGUGGAAAUUCUAAAAAAAAAAAAAAAAAAGGCAAAAAAAGGUCUUUUGUUGUUGUUUUUAUAUUACCUCAUCCAGCAAGUUUGUUUUACAAUGACUCGAUGAUGCUUUAUUUAUAUUGUUUGUACUGUAAUUAAACCAAUUGACAAACAUUUCACUUUGCUUGUUGUUUCCUAUUAUUUGGGUUUGAUUAAGUAUGCCAGUUUGUAUUAUGUUCCCCUUUCCUCUUUCUCUCUCUCUACACGUCGAGAUUUUUUGUGUCAGCUGUACAGUAUUCUGAAUAAUUAAAAAUAAAAAUUAAAAAUUAAAAAAAAAAGGAACAAAAAAGCUGUAAAGUACUGCAGAGAGAGGCUGCUAUAUUGUAUAGGUCUCUUUCUAAUAAAGACAAGAAAACUUG